AUGUCUCCUUCACAAGCCAAGCAAUGUAUUGUUUAUAACAAACUAGAAGAAGUGAAACAAAGUGAGGUGACAAAAUCCGUACCUAUACCACCACCAAUUCCACAAAAAGAAUUGAUUCAACAAGAAUCAUCGAUCUGUUCUCUUGAGACACCAUUUGAUCCAUUAGCGAUAGAUAUGACGUCAUCAUCGACAUUGUCACAAACGGCACAAAUACCUGAAACUAUUGUACGACGUCCUGUCGUCAAUAGCCGCAGGCGUGCAGCGGCCAAAGUUCGAUCGGCUCUGCCUCCAUCACCAUCAUCACAACAACAACAACAACAAACAGCAGAUCAACCUCUACCAGUACCGGCAUUUGCAUCUGAGAACUUUAGUUUCGAUAACAAAAUCGACAAUGCGGGUGAUUUAUUUGCUGCUGCAUCAUCAUUUGCACCUGGUUUUGGAGCUGCACCUGCUGCUGCCCCUUCUCUUCUUCUGUCUCCUCUUUCAACAAAAACAUCAUCAUUGCUAUGUCACCAAUUCGAGCAAGCUCCUGCCAUGAGUAGUACCACAGGUGAAGGUAAGACUUAA
Molecule: messenger RNA, 567 nt
Organism: Rotaria sordida
Lineage: Eukaryota; Metazoa; Rotifera; Eurotatoria; Philodinida; Philodinidae
Source: the annotation of a GenBank genome assembly